GUUAAAACUAUGGAUUAUCUUCAGAGGAAGUUAUUACAAUAGAUUUAAAACAGCAGGUUUGACAUAAUACCAUAAGUAUUGGCAUAACACUCCAGCUAUUGUUCUUUAUCCACGGUUAUUCCACUCUCAGCGGCGUUAUUUAAACUUUAAGGAAGAGUGGCAGUAAACGUGCGCGGAGGCGGAGCACCGGGGUUCAUAACCCAGCGCCGCCUGCCUGGCUGCUGGGUCCGGGUUUCUGAGCGUCUGUCACGGCAGCAGCAGGCAGCAGAGGCACCGUGCACAUGCUGCUUUAAGUCCGCUAAGAAGCAACUAGUCCAAUUAACCCAGAGAGGAGGUGGAAGGAAACCCACGCAUGUAGGUUAUUAAACUAACUAACUAACUCACUAACUAACUCGACGAUGGAUGUGUGGCAUAUGAAGAUGACGACCGGACACGACAGCCCGCCAUAACAACCACAACAGGUUGAGCCAGUGUAUCGCCAGUGAGAUGCGGGUGUAUUUGAGCGGCAUAGCUAGUAGUAGUAGUCGCGAUUUUGAGCUUGCACAUUAAGCCUUUUGUAAGCUGCAGGACAGUAUCUGGUGCAGGCCUGCCUGUCUGGCUGCCUGUCAUUCGGCCCCAGUUUCCUCUUGAAGGUGGAGAAGGUGGAGAAGGUGGAGAAGGUAACAUGGAAACGUACACUGAUGUGCUGCUUGUCACCGCGAACGUCGGCUCGCUCUUCGACAAUGUGGGUGAAAUUCAAAAUGAAUGGCUUCAAGAAUUGUAUCAGACUAUCCGAUGCCACAGGCCGAAGUUCAUCGCCCUGCAUCUGCAGGAGGUCGGAGGGAAGGACUACAUGCUCAACAUGGGCCACACUGACAUCUUCUUCAGGAGCAUCGAGUCCAGUGAGGAGAUGAGGGACUUUGACAGAGUGUGCAUCUACGUGGACAACCAGUUCCAGGCAGAAGACAGCUUCACGGCUUUGGGGAGCAUGUACUUCAUCAACAAGUCACUGCAGAACAUCUAUCAGUAUGAUUUUAAUGUUAAGGAUUUUAAAGCGGUGUCGGGACGGAAGAAGCACAUGGGCUCUCUGGACGGGGUCGCCACUGUGGAGAAAGAAAAAUUCCCUAAGAGUUUCUGGCCUGAUUUCAAGUGGUCCAGGAAGGGCUUCAUGAGGACCCGCUGGAUCAUACACAACCAAGGUCUGGACCUGGUUAACGUGCACCUGUUCCACGAUGCCUCCAACCUCAUCGCCUGCAACGCCAGUCCUUCCAUUUACUCAGCCAACCGCAAAAACGCCCUCAGAUAUGUCAUCAACAGGAUAUCAGACAGCCGCUACACUCCUCUGCCUUUCCUCCUGUUUGGAGAUUUCAACUUCCGUCUGGACACACUUAGUCUGGUCCAGCAUCUGUCCACUUCAGCAGACGUGCAGACGGUGAAGAAGGACAGCAGUGACGAAGUGAAGAAGAUCAUCUGCGAAGAAAAAGACCAUGACCACCAGGUGCUGCUCCACAUCGAGGAGAAGCUGUUUGCGUACCUGCACCAGGCGGUUUUCAGAGAGGACAACGGCAGGGCGCUUUUGAAGUUUGACAAAGAAGUCGCAGCCUUUCACGAUGUCAUUAGGGAAGAGGAAAUCAGGUUUCCACCCAGCUACCCCUACAGUGAAGACUACACUAAACCGAUCCAGUACAUGAACACUCGCUGUCCCGCCUGGUGUGAUCGGAUCCUCAUGUCCCACAGCGCCCAGGAUUUCAUCCACAGGGGAGAUGACGGAGAGAAGAGAGUCGUUUACAACACAGUGGGUCCUAAUGUCUGCAUGGGAGACCAUAAGCCCGUUUUCCUGUUCUUCUCCCUGAAGACGAACGACCAUUAACUCGGAUCCCUCUCAGUGACACAGUACCGAAGUGUAAUCAGCAUGAUGUCUACCCGCCACACACCCUCCCAUCAGCCAGCAGCGGGUCUCGACACACACACACACACACACACACACACACA
Messenger RNA from Etheostoma cragini (Arkansas darter), 1971 nucleotides. RefSeq names its product inositol polyphosphate-5-phosphatase L (gene inpp5l). Gene Ontology annotation, biological process: phosphatidylinositol dephosphorylation. Lineage: Eukaryota; Metazoa; Chordata; Actinopteri; Perciformes; Percidae. The coding region runs from base 665 to 1849 and encodes 394 amino acids. The record is from RefSeq and is a predicted model, not a curated record. Gene Ontology annotation, molecular function: inositol-polyphosphate 5-phosphatase activity. The transcript has 16 exons.